This is a messenger RNA of Amborella trichopoda, 2978 nucleotides long. Its product is annotated as protein CORTICAL MICROTUBULE DISORDERING 2. Lineage: Eukaryota; Viridiplantae; Streptophyta; Magnoliopsida; Amborellales; Amborellaceae. The record is from RefSeq and is a predicted model, not a curated record.
UCUCGUGCUUGCCCAUGUCACCGUCGAAACGCCAAAACAAAAUGUCUCUUUCUCUCUCUAGGAACACGAGAGAGAAAAUGUCUCUUUCUCUCUCUAGGAUUACGAGGGAGAAAAUGGCGCGAUGUUGAAAUGAAGGGGAAAGGGUGCAGAAAGUGUCCUUUCUCUCUCUACGUUCCUGAGACAGAAAAAAUGGCGGAUGGUGAAAUGGAAGGGGCUACAAGAGGCGGUGAGAAGAGUUGCAGAAGGGCAGAGAUAGGUUUGAUGGCGAAAUGAUAAGGGGAAGGGGUGAGGAGUUGGCCUAAAAGUUUAAUUAAUGGAAGGAAAGGUAUUUAGGAAAAGGUUGAUGGGGGAAUGAUUCCUGGAGCUCACUUUCAGAGCUCCCCCCAUUUUUCAAAUGUAGGGUCUGAUCUGUUAAAGCGACACAGAAAGCCGAGUUCUUAAAGGGGCCCAUUUCAGAGAUGGAGGUAGCAAAAACUCAGGGCUAGAGAGAGUAAAAAUGGUGCUCUCUCAUAAGCCCGAAGCUUCUGGAUCUCUGACAAAUAUGUACACAGAUAUAGGGGGAGAGAGAGAAAGAAAAAUGUUGUUCUUGUGAGAUAGGCUGAAGCCUCCCUAUAUUGAGAGAAGUGAAGCAGAGCUGUUUUCAUGGCUUCUCUAAGUCCCGGUGUCCUCUUAAAGCUACUACAACACAUGAAGAGUGGCAUAAAAGUUGCAGGUGAACAUAGAACAGUGCUUCUGCAAGUGAUUGGCAUUGUUCCUUCCCUCUCAGGCGACGAUCUAUGGCAGAGCCGGGGCUUCUUCCUCAAGGUCUCGGACUCUUUGCACGCGACCUAUGUCUCUCUUGGUGACGAGAACAAUGAUUUAAUCUUCAAUGAUAAAAUCCAGUUAGGUCAGUUCAUCCAUGUCACAAAGCUAGAGUCUGGCUCUCCAGUCCCCAUUCUAAGGGGUGUUAAACUCGUUCCAAGGCGACACCCUUGUAUUGGCAAUCCUGAGGAUUUAGUCUCAGGCCCUCCGUUUGCCGCUUCUGCAGGGUCUGAUAACCUAAUUAGCAGCAAGUGCAAACAAGGGGAACUGAGGAAAGUAGCAGUUUCUCUCUCUAAGGGAAGGAUUGACCAUCAAGCACAAUUAAGAAAAGAAGCAGUUUCUGUCUCUAGGGGUGGAGAGAGGAUAGAUAAUCAAGCACGAUUAAGAAAAGAAGCAGUUUUUCUCUCCAAGGGUGGAGAGAGGUCUGAGAAGGACGUUUUUGUAUCACAGACUAAGGGAAGGGCAAGUCCUUCGAGUCGAUCUUCAAUGGCUGGUCGAUUGGUUUCUUUUUCCUCUGCUUCGAGUAACUGUUCUGUUGAUCGGUUCUCACCGGCAAAGAAGAGUGUAAGUGUGAGUAGAGAAAUAGAAGACACCCCUCCAUCUUCUUCUGCAGAUAAGUCGGUUGCUAAUUUUCGUGCUGAGCGGAGGCAGCCGAAUAGGGAUAAACCAAGGAGGUCUGUAUCACAAGAGGAAAAUGUGGUGAAAUCGAAGCAGCAUUUGAGUCCGGAGUUGAGGAGGAGCUGGGAGAGAAGCACUGUUCUCAAUAACGCAAACAGGUCCCCAGAUUCAAUGUCAAGGGAGGCUUCAACUGCUAUUGAUCUUUCUACUGUAGUAAAUGUUAAAACAGCUGCAUGUAAGAGAGAUUCAUUGAAACCCAAAACAGCAAAUGUGUCAGCAACAUUAGCAAAUAAGCCAUCAAAGAGGGAUGCUGACACCACCAUGAGGCCCUCGACACCCAGCCAUCUGGCUAAGGCAGCUCUUGCUAACAAAAGAAUAGCUGAUGGGAGUGUGUCAUGGGAUGCACUCCCAUCUAAUCUUUCUGUUCCUGCAAAGGAUGCUUUACGGAGUCGAGAUACUGCAUUCUCAGCCUCGGUAGAUGCUUUGCUUGAAGCAUCAGCUGCGGACAGUGUUAUGAGGUGUUUAAGCAUGUAUGCAGAAACGUGUUCAACAUCAAAACAGGAGCCGCCAGAGGUUGUGGUGGAGCGUUUCCUUAACCUUAAUCCUAUCAUGGAGCGUGCUGCCCUUGUAGCAGAUUCCUUGGUCCAAACCAAAAAGUCAGUCACCACAGGAAUCUCUACCCCUCCUAUUCCCUCUGAAGAAGCCUGCAAAAUCUCCUCGGACAAGAAGAAGCUCGCUGAGUCAUGGAUGAAGGCUGCACUUGCGACUGACCUCUCUCCUUUCUCUCUUCUCAGCAAGCAAUCAUCCACCCCAUCAAAAGCCGAUACCCAACAUCGCUACAUUGUGAUAGAAACUCCCCCAAAGCCACCUCCCGAGCCAAUCCGGGAGGGAUCACGGGCCCACAAUCCACAAAAGAAGAAUCAAAUGGGGUCAUCUGAUUCAGAUUCUAAGAGAACACCCCCAAGGUUGGGAACAGGCAAGAGACUAGGACGACAUGGAGUGAAACGAGAAGGCUUUGAGGGGGAGCAGGAGGCUUGCGAAUGGAGAAGGGGUAAGGGGUUGGAGGAGAAUGCUAGGUUGGGUAAGGGGAUGGUGGAAGAGUCAAGGAGAUGGUUCUUAGAGUAUUUGGAUGGCGUCCUUGAUGGUGGUUUCGAAGGGGAAGGUGUGGCUAUGAUGCUGGGUCAGAUGAAGAGGGUGAGUGAGUGGUUGGAGGGUGCAGGGAGAGACCUGCGGGAUGGCAAAGAUGUAGAUGGUGUUGUGGAGAGGGUUAGAAAGAAGGUGUAUGGGUUUCUACUACAGCAUGUGGAAUGUGCAGCUAUGGCCAUGGGCAACCAGAGCAUUUGAUUGCAUGUGUGCAUGUGCAUGUCAUGCCGCAGGUUUCGAUUCUUUGGGAUUGUUGGCGUUAUGCAAAGCAUUAACUGUGAAGUGGGAAAGAUGAUACAAUUGUGAGGGGGGAUUGAGCUAACGAAGCUAUGUAAAAAGCUAAAUUCUGAUCGAUUAGAAAUGAGCAAAAAAUAUAUAUUGUUAUCAAAAUAUAUCUGAGUUCUGUUUUAGCUGGA